Molecule: messenger RNA, 1482 nt
Organism: Antrostomus carolinensis (chuck-will's-widow)
Lineage: Eukaryota; Metazoa; Chordata; Aves; Caprimulgiformes; Caprimulgidae
Gene: DTNBP1
Product: dystrobrevin binding protein 1
Exons: 5
Coding region: 203-793 (196 amino acids)
Biological process (GO): anterograde synaptic vesicle transport; regulation of synaptic vesicle exocytosis; neuron projection development
Cellular component (GO): synaptic vesicle membrane; neuron projection; BLOC-1 complex
Source: RefSeq, a predicted model, not a curated record
AGGAUCCAUGUGUGUGCAUCUGGCUGCGAGUGACCCAUUGAAAACUGGCAGUCGUGGUACUAACUGCUUUGAAACAGCAGCCUUCUAGCAUCGGGCUUUGUUCUGCAUCGGUGAAGAUGCACGUCCCCGGAGCUGCUUGGUAACUGGAGCUUUCCCUUGACCAGUACCCUGUUCUUUUUUGACUUGCUUAUUUCUUACUGCCAUGUCAUCUCCGGGAGCCACUGAGAAUACGCAGAAGAAUUCACCUGAGCUAGAUGCUGAACAUGCACAGAAGGUUUUGGAUAUGGAGCACACCCAACAGAUGAAGCUAAAGGAACGUCAGAAGUUCUUCGAAGAAGCCUUCCAGCAGGACAUGGAACAAUACCUUUCUACAGGAUACUUGCAGAUAGCAGAGAGGCGAGAACCGAUUGGAAGUAUGUCUUCCAUGGAGGUGAAUGUGGACAUGCUGGAACAGAUGGACCUAAUGGACAUGUCUGACCAAGAGGCACUCGAUGUCUUUUUAAACUCGGGAGGCGAAGACAAUAAUAUGCUUUCUCCUAUGCUGGGGCCCGACUCCAGCACCUACGUGAAUGAGAUCAGUCUUCAGGUUCCCAGCCAGUCCGAAUUACGACAGAAGCUGUCUUCACUGUCAUCCACCUGUACCGACUCUGCCAGCCAAGAUGCAAGUGAAGGAGAGUCUCCAGUUGUUCAGUCUGAUGAAGAGGAAGUUCAAGUGGACACUGCUCUUGCUGCUGUAGCUGAAAGAAAGGGUGCUUCAGAUGUUAGUGAUGAAAGUGACUCUCAAACUAUUUGAAUCUUAAAACCAUAUCCUUUAAGAAUGACUUCUGAAUGAAUGAACAAGUGAAUGAAGAGCUUGCCUGUGUAACAAUUUGCUAACCCAGCAUAACAGCCAGAUCUUUUUACUCUAGUAAUACAGCCUUUUUACAAAAUUGCCAGUUACAUGGAGGUUGGGUUUAAAAAAAAAAAAAAAAAAAAAAAAAAGCCUAAAGCACACACACUUUAACAGUACUCUUGGGGCUCAGGGGAGCCGUAAAACUGUUGUAUAUACUAUGUAUAAGAGAAUUGAAGGGGAAAGAUACAAGUUACUUUGACCACUAACCUUUAAAUGGCUGAUUGGAAAUACUUAAGACUUGAUUGUGUAAUACUGAACCCAAGUUGUUCCUUGCAUGUUUUCAGCUGCUGCAACUGAAAGUUUAGGAUCCACACCAAAAUGAAAAGUUAUUUUCUACUCUUUACUACCUACUGUCUGCCCACUGCCUUUGUCUACUAAUGCAGCAGUGUCUACUCUCUCACAUUUCUUAUUCAGGACCAACAUAGUUAUCAUAGGUAUUAAGGAAAAAAAAAAAACAAAACAAAACAAAAACAAACAAACUGAAAAGGAGGAGAGAUGCACAUUGAAAUGUUACGCUCCUCACGGAGCAAAUAUCUUAGCAUUGUAUAAACUUACUCCUCUUUUGAGAUAAAAUAAAGUAUUUCUAUCCC